This is a messenger RNA of Dibothriocephalus latus, 231 nucleotides long. The record is from the annotation of a GenBank genome assembly. Lineage: Eukaryota; Metazoa; Platyhelminthes; Cestoda; Diphyllobothriidea; Diphyllobothriidae.
GUUUUGCACCGGGAAGUAAGCAGGUCUCCUGCCACAAAAUUCAGCCCCGAGGACCUGGGUGAUUUUUUGAGCCGGGCAAGCCUUGGUGAAACCGGUGAGGUGUUGGAUCCUGAUUUGGAUCUUGAUCUACAUCCCAGUCUCAUCGCCGACGUCAGGGAGAAUUUCCCAGCCAAACGCAAGCGGUCCUCCUCCAUUGACUCGUCCGCUGGGCCACCAGAUGCUCUCUGCUAG